GGGGAGGGGUGAGGCGGCUGGCGGAGGGGAGUGCGGCUGCGGCGGUCGCUCCGGCGGCGGCUCUGUGCUGUGUGCGGUUGAGCGACUGGGCCACCGAGCCCCAGCUGUGUGUCCGUGUGUCUGCGCUGCCCGUCCCGUGCCACAGCACCACCGCUGCCGCCGCCCCUGCCGCCGAUAGCGGAUGCCGGAGCGGCGCCGCCGGCGCGCUCGCCGCUCGCCAUGGGUCUGUGUUGCGGCCGCAGCUGUGCAGAGUGCUGCCGGACGGAGCGCCAGCGACCGCUCGAGUACACGGGGGCGGCCGUGCUGGCUACGGCCACGGCGCCGGCCACCACCGACCAACACGGCAGGACCAUGCUGGCGAUGCCGUACCACGAGUGUCUGCCGUGGAAGCUGUCCAGCCUCAAAUGCAUCACGGUUCGGGGACGGGUGCCGGAGCGACCGUUCAGAUGGAAGGUGGAGCUGCUGAACGGAGGCAUCGGAGACGACAUCGCGCUGCACGUGGACGCUCGACAUGACCUCGGUCAUGUGGUGCGCAACUCGCGACUGUCGGGUGCCUGGGGCACGGAGGAGAUCUGUGGCCAGCCAGCCAUGCCGUUCACACCCGGCCGGCCGUUCGAACUCACCAUCUUCUGCGUCGACGAAACGUACCGGCUGGCGGUGGACGGGCGCCACUUUGCCACGUUCCGGGCUCGCUCGCCGCCCUCCCGCGCCAGCACGCUGCACUGCACGGGCACCAUGGAGCUAGAGGCGGUCGGGUACGCCGACGACGUGCGUGUGUACCCGCCGCGGCCGGCGCCGGCGCUCGCCCUGGCCGCGGACGGCGGCGGCUACCUGCAGACUCAGCCGGAGUUCCCGUGCCGACUGCCGGAGCCGAUCCAGGACGGCGGCGAGAUUCGGCUCACCGGACGCGUCAAGAUGCUGCCCUUCUCGUUUUUCGUGGACCUGCGUCACGGCAGUCAGCUGUAUCCGGAGCCGGAGGUGAUUCUCCACUUCAACCCCCGGUUCCAGGUGAACAACAACUUCGACAUCAUGGUGCUGAACACGAAGGCUGCCGGCUGGGGUCGCGAGCAGCGGCCGGAGGGGUUCCCGUUCCGUGCGGGGCGUCCGUUCCAGCUCAGGUUCGUGUGCCGGCCCGGCUCCUGGGAGGUGCUCGUCGACGGCGCUCUCCUCGUCAAGUACCCGCACCGGCUCUCCAAGGCUUCCCUGGACGCCAUCGACGUGCGAGGAGAUGUCGUCAUCGAGUCGGUGUUCUUCCAGCCCAACUCGAAGGAUCUCAUCCAGUUCUAGGCACGCUGUGGGCGCCGGGAGACCUGGCCGGCCCAUCUACUGGCAGCCUGAGGUCGGCGAGGCUUGACAGAUACCGGUAGCUUGAAGUCCCUAUACGUAAUUCACAAAGAGCAGCCGGUGAUAGGGUUCAAAGAGCCGCUAAGACACUCCAUAUUGAUGUUUCCCUUCUUCUUGCGCUGUUAGAAUCCCAUGACAAUCACCAGCAGUCCUUCAACCGGCAGUAUCGCUCUUAUUGGAGCGAAAAAGGCAAUAACAGGUGCCAGUUGUAAUUAGCGCCAUUUCUAAGCAUUCCUUUGGAACCGAAUUAUAUUUAUUAUACGAAGUUAGGAAGCUGUAGUACGAUGUAAUCACUGUGUAACGAGUUGAUUAUCGGCUUGAGCGGCGUGACAUGGUGCUCGAGAGGCUAGGUGAUAUACGCUUAAUCGGUGGCACUGAUAGGGCAGCACAGACGAACAGACACCCACGCCUGUCGGUGCCGCUGCCAGCCUUGGACAUGCCUGUAUGGUGCCGGAUUCAUUAAUCGUGGAGCACUUAAUUACUGUGUAAUCGACUUAAUAUUGUUUUACCCCGGGGAUUAUUACGGUUUUACUGCUGACUAUGUGUUCAUAGAGGCUGAGCGCGCUGUGUCCCCGCGGUACGUCCGAGCCAUGGUGCCUGCUCCAGUGUCCCGUGCCUUGGUCCGGCGCUGUCCGACGGUACCCGCAGAGAAGCAAUAAGGCGCCAUGUGCGUGUCGGUGGUUACCGGGGUGUGUAAGCGGCGAGGAAAGCCGCGGAGGUCGUGUAUUGUGAACCUCGCUCGUUGUUUGGGAAACAGGUGUGCGUGCACGCGCGUCUGUGUGUGUGUGUGUGGGGGGGGGGGGGGGUCACGGACAGACUACCCCGGGUGCUGCCUCUCAAUCAAACGUAGACCUGUAUCUGUGCGUAGCUGGCAUGCAGCGCUGUGGUCGUUCGACGUCCGUCCGACUGAUGGCCUCACUGAGACGGCUACCCUCGCCUCGCGUGGCCGACACAUAGCCCACGUGCCUGGCGUUAGCGCAGCUCAGAUGGCCUUAACACGAAUAAAGACAGAGGCGGACGGGUCCUUAGAUGUCCUGCGACAACUCGCAGUGUUCCGGCAUCAGUCUGUAACAGUGGGCACGUAUUGACAUGGUUGCACUGCGGCAUUGGGUUCUGGGACGGCUGUUUAUAAAUAUAUACGGUAACCUACAUUUUAA
Amphibalanus amphitrite is the source of this 2501-nucleotide messenger RNA. Its product is annotated as galectin-9-like. Bases 220 to 1287 code for a protein of 355 amino acids. The transcript is spliced from 10 exons. Lineage: Eukaryota; Metazoa; Arthropoda; Thecostraca; Balanomorpha; Balanidae. The record is from RefSeq and is a predicted model, not a curated record. Gene Ontology annotation, molecular function: carbohydrate binding; galactoside binding.